AUGCCACCAAACAGUCCGCGCACACUAGAGUACUCACGAGAUGUUCCAUCCAACCAUGCUCGCCGGGCUACCUACUACGGCGGCCCCUCCCGUCUUCCACUCAGAUCACCUCCCCCGAUCCCACCUCGAAACUACGCGCCAUUGCCGAGAGAGCUCUUGUCCAAGAACCUUGACAUUUGGGAAGCCGCUUGUGAAAGCGAUGAAAGGGCAAAUCGAGACCUGCCUCAUUUCACGCUUGAACUUGAGCGGUCCAGCUUGCGCCAGAGGCGCUUGGCGACCAGAAAGAUCGCGGAGAGUUCUCUCUCUCCUAAACUUCAUCGCUGCGAACCAUCCGUAUGGCGUUAUGUUUAUCGUCAGCCGACAUUAAUCUUGAAGCGUAAAUUUCCACCAACCCCGCAAUACCGGGCGGUCGAGCACAAAUCCACUGGAACCACGUCUUAG
Puccinia graminis f. sp. tritici CRL 75-36-700-3 is the source of this 441-nucleotide messenger RNA. RefSeq lists its product as uncharacterized. The coding region runs from base 1 to 441 and encodes 146 amino acids. The record is from RefSeq and is a predicted model, not a curated record. NCBI's taxonomy places the organism in Eukaryota, Fungi, Basidiomycota, Pucciniomycetes, Pucciniales, Pucciniaceae. The transcript is spliced from 2 exons.